AUAGCAAUAUUUUUAGAUCUCAUCUGUGGACCAAUCACGAACACCCACGAUUAACGGGGUGUUUGUUGUAACUUCAGCUGCGAUGGCAGCGAUUAAAUUUAUUUCGGUGUUUUUGAUAAAUUUAGCGAUAUGUACAAUAAUUACGUUGGCAGGGAGGGAUUUUUACAGUAUCCUCAAUGUUCCACGUAGUGCAACAACAAAUGCAAUAAAGAAAGCAUAUAGGAAAUUAGCCAAAGAAUUACAUCCAGACAAAAAUAAAGAUGAUCCAGAUGCUUCUCAAAAAUUUCAAGAUUUGGGAGCAGCUUAUGAAGUACUCUCUGAUCCUGAAACGAGAAAAAUGUAUGACCGAUGUGGAGAAGAGUGUGUGAAAAAGGAUGGCUCUAUGGAUAAUUCAAAUCCUUUUGCAAGCUUCUUCGGAGACUUUAGUUUUCAUUUUUCUGGAGAUAAUAAUCAUCAACAAGAAACACCUAGAGGUUCCAACGUUGUUGUUGAUUUAUCUGUCACACUUGAAGAAUUAUACAGCGGCAAUUUCAUUGAGAUAACUAGAAAUAAAGCGGUAGCUAAACCUGCCAAAGGAACGAGAAAGUGUAAUUGUAGACAAGAAUUUGUGACAAUUAAUUUAGGAAAUGGUAGAUUCCAAAUGAUGCAGCAACAAAUUUGUUCCGAAUGUCCAAACGUUCAAUUUGUAAAUGAGGAACGAAUAUUAGAAGUUGAAGUUGAACCAGGAAUGGUCGAUGGACAAGAAACUAAAUUUACUGCUGAAGGAGAACCACAUAUUGAUGGCGAGCCAGGAGACUUAAUAGUAAAAAUUCAAACGGAACCACAUCCAGUUUUUGAAAGAAUUGGGGAUGAUUUGUACACAAAUGUAACUAUUUCGAUGCAAGAUGCUUUAAUAGGUUUCACUAUGGAUAUAGAACAUUUAGAUGGACAUAAAGUGACUAUUCAUAGGGAUAAAAUUACAAGACCAGGUGCUAGGAUCAGAAAGAAAGGAGAAGGAAUGCCUAAUUAUGAUAAUAAUAAUCUUCACGGUAUUCUUUAUAUCACAUUCGAUAUCGCAUUCCCUGACAAAGAGUUUACGAACGAACAGAAAGAAGAAAUUAAAACACUUCUACAACAGAAGUCUGUGAAUAGAAUAUAUAACGGAAUAAAAAAAGUUACAGCUAUGUAAAUAUAAAGUAAAAAAAAAAAAAACUGCCUAGCGUGCAACAUCAUUGAAAUGUCUGUAAUGCCAUUGAAUUUUUAUAUAAUUGUGUACUAGAUCGGAGCAUUUAACUAUCCAAAAAUAUCAACAGGAUUGAUAAUUGAUCUUUAGUUCCGAUAAAAUGAUAUGUGUGUAAUCGAAAUGAUUCGAUCACUUAAAACUUCCUCUUUAAUCUUAAAAGACUGUAUGUUACGUAUGAUUUCUAGUGUCAGUGAUUUGAAAUAAUGAAGAUACAUAAUUAAAUAAUUAUUUAAAUAAGUUAUUUUACGUUCAAGCUGCAAGAGUGUUGAAUGAAUGUUUCAAAUAAAUGAAAGAAUUUCCAUUUAAAUAAUGAAACUAUUACUAUAAAAGCCGA
Messenger RNA from Polistes dominula (European paper wasp), 1556 nucleotides. It is a transcript of the gene shv, whose product is annotated as DnaJ heat shock protein family member shriveled. Gene Ontology annotation, cellular component: endoplasmic reticulum. Lineage: Eukaryota; Metazoa; Arthropoda; Insecta; Hymenoptera; Vespidae. The record is from RefSeq and is a predicted model, not a curated record. Gene Ontology annotation, biological process: protein folding; protein maturation. Gene Ontology annotation, molecular function: misfolded protein binding.